Messenger RNA from Vanderwaltozyma polyspora DSM 70294, 1020 nucleotides. RefSeq lists its product as uncharacterized. The transcript has a single exon. The record is from RefSeq and is a predicted model, not a curated record. NCBI's taxonomy places the organism in Eukaryota, Fungi, Ascomycota, Saccharomycetes, Saccharomycetales, Saccharomycetaceae. Bases 1 to 1020 code for a protein of 339 amino acids. Gene Ontology annotation, molecular function: DNA-binding transcription factor activity, RNA polymerase II-specific; zinc ion binding. Gene Ontology annotation, biological process: regulation of DNA-templated transcription.
AUGUUCGCCCCAAGCAUCACUUUAAGAAAUAAGGACCACAGCUUGCCGCCAUUAUUACUCCCAAAUUUGCAUUUAAUAUCUAAUACCAAGAAUUUGAAAUCUACUGUGCCGACUACAUUUAAUAGUAAUGAUGUCACUCCAAGUGCAUACGUGACUUCAUCUGAAAAGUCCAUUGAUUCAUCUAAACAUUUCACAUUAACUCCCAUUACAUCUUCACCAAAUAUUUCAGGUUUAGACAAAUUAGCUACUAUAGCAAUUAAUGAUUUACCAGAACGUAUUGCUGAAGCUCAAAAGUUAAUUGAUAAUAAGCUUUCCGCUGAGUAUAUAUCUUCCAGUCACAUUUCAAAAAAGAGGAAAAGAAGGUCUGAUUCAUUGUCAUUAGAUAAGCCAUUUACCAAACAAUCUGGUGUUACAAAGAUGACACCAGCUCCUUCACCACAACCAUCUCAGCCUGCUUCUUUAUCCAGCUCUGUUACAUCUUCUCCUCAAUCGAUGAUUGUUCAGCCUCUAUCAGUUGGUACUAGUCAAGAGAAAUCUCUCUCUCAGCAAACUUCAACCUCAAACGUGGAGCCAAUUCGUCCACCUUCCAAAAGACAAAGGAUUGGUCCAAGCUGUGAUGGUUGUCGUUUGAAGAAAAUCAAAUGCAAUGCCUCCAUAGAAACAUUAUAUCAAGAUCGUUCUGUCAUUCCAAUGUUUAGCAAUUUAUUACAUCACAAACUAGGAGAUACAGAAAUACAAUACUUAGUUAAUGAUCCACAAAUAAGAUUAAGAUUUCCAUCCAAUUAUGAUAAGGCAUCAUGCUCCAUUGUUAAACACAUAGAUAAGAUAAUGUUUUUCAAGCCAUGUACCUCCUGUAUAAAGAGAAAGAAUACUUUCCAUGAUUGUUUAUUCUCAAAAGGUUUCACAAGAAUUGACAUCAAUAUUUUUAAUAAGAUCAACAAUAGUUUACUAAAAAAUGGUCAAAAGGAAAAGACUAUAUUUGAAGUUACAGUCGAUGAUUAUCGUAAUACUAAUUCCUGA